Molecule: messenger RNA, 822 nt
Organism: Balearica regulorum gibbericeps (East African grey crowned-crane)
Lineage: Eukaryota; Metazoa; Chordata; Aves; Gruiformes; Gruidae
Source: RefSeq, a predicted model, not a curated record
GCCAUAGAGGUAGUCACGAUGACUGAGUUUGGAGACUUUAUAAGUGCUUUGGGGGAGUUUGGGCUAUAUCAGAAAUUGCUGGUACUGUUGCUCUCCCUCCCACUACUUCUUAAUCCUUUCCAAAUGAUAGGCCAAGUGUUCAUGGUUGUGGAUGUGCCACAUCACUGUGACACCAGCUGGAUCCGUGCUGUCGGCCCCAACCUGACCGAGGAAGAGCAGCUGAACCUCACCCUGCCCCGGGACGUGGAUGGGGCGUACGAGCAGUGCUCCAUGUACUCGCCGGUGGACUGGGACCUCGGCUCCAUCGUGGCGUACGGCCUGAACGCCACGGAGAAGUGCAGCAGUGGCUGGGUGUACCCCUCAGCACAACCGCCGUCCCUGCUGACCGAGUUUGACCUGGUGUGUGACAGGAAGGACCUGAAUGACAUCUCUCAGUCCAUCUACAUGGCAGGGCUUCUUCUAGGAUCCAUGAUGUUUGGGCCACUAAGUGACAGGAUAGGCCGUCGGCCAGUCUUUCUGAUCUGCCUCGUCUUCCAGGGCUUGUUUGGUGUAGGAAUUGCCUUUGUGCCCCAUUUCUAUGUGUACAUGGCCUUCAGGUGUGUCGUUGGGGCUUCGGUCUCAGGAACUCUGAUUACUACCUUGGCUUUAGCUACAGAAUGGGUUGGUGUCUCCUCCCGGCCAAAGGCAGUGCUUAUUUCUCAUUGCUGUUUCGCCAUCGGACAGAUGAUUUUGGCUGGUUUGAGUUACGGUAUUCGCAACUGGAGGCUGCUGGAGAUUGCAGGAUCUGCUCCUGUAUGUGCCCUUUUCUUCUACUUCUGGUAA